Canariomyces notabilis is the source of this 1989-nucleotide messenger RNA. RefSeq names its product DWNN-domain-containing protein. Bases 1 to 1989 code for a protein of 662 amino acids. NCBI's taxonomy places the organism in Eukaryota, Fungi, Ascomycota, Sordariomycetes, Sordariales, Chaetomiaceae. The transcript has 3 exons. Gene Ontology annotation, molecular function: zinc ion binding; nucleic acid binding; ubiquitin protein ligase activity. The record is from RefSeq and is a predicted model, not a curated record. Gene Ontology annotation, cellular component: nucleus. Gene Ontology annotation, biological process: protein ubiquitination; ubiquitin-dependent protein catabolic process.
AUGGCUUCCUCGGUCUUUUUCAAGUUCAAGUCCCAAAAAGAGCCCACCCGGGUCGAGUUUGACGGGACGGGUAUUUCUGUCUUUGAGCUGAAACGUGAAAUCAUUCUUCGGAGCGGGCUCGGCGAUGGUACCGACUUUGAUCUGGUUAUCUGUGCAGACGAGGGCAUGAAAGAGGGUAGGAGUUCAUUUUACGACGAUGACACGACAAUUAUUCCCCGGUCUACAACAGUAAUUGCCCGGCGUAUGCCUCCCAAGAUACCCGGUAGGGGAGGCGCCGCUCGCUAUGUAUCCGGCAAGAUGCCCGUGCAUGCCAAAAACUCAUCUCGUCGAGAGCAGAUUGUCAAGCCGACCGUCAAGACACAAUCCAACACAUUGGCCCAACUGAGCAGUGCAAUGACGGAGGAGGAGAAGAUGGCGGCUGUGUUCCAGGCGCAAACCGAGAACUUUACUGCGCGGGAAGAAGAGAUGGCAACGCAACAAUAUGUGGCGAAAGGAGGUCCGAAGAAGCCGACCAACGUUCCGGACCACGACCCCCCACAGGGCUAUAUUUGCUACCGUUGUGGUGAAAAGGGCCACUGGAUCCAGCUGUGCCCAACCAAUGACAACCCAGAGUAUGACAAUCGCCCUCGUGUGAAGAGAACCACGGGUAUCCCUCGGUCAUUCCUCAAGACUGUGGACAAGGCGACCGCGCUAGGGCAGAACGCCGACGGCGAUGACUCAAAGACGCCAUCGGGCAUUAUGGUCAAUGCUGACGGGGAGUUCGUGAUUGCUGAGCCUGACAAGGCGUCCUGGGAACAGUUCCAGGCCAAGGCCAAGUCAAACCCCGCGGCCCAAAAGGCCGCUUCCGAUGGAGACAAGGAAGUCCAGGAAAGAGGCUUGAUGUGCCCCAUCGACAAGAAAAUGUUCAUAGAGCCAAUGAAGACUCCAUGUUGUGAGCAGACGUAUUGCAAUGAUUGCAUCACUAAUGCUCUCAUUGAGAGCGACUUCAUCUGCCCUGGCUGCAAGACUGAAGGCGUUCUAAUCGAUGAUUUGAAGACGGAUGAGGAGGCGGUUGAGAAGAUAAACUCGUUUCUUGCCGAGAAGGACACCAAAGGGAAGGAGACGUCUAAAAGCCCCAAGAGCCCUACAGCACCAAAAUCACCGGCAACAAAGUCGCCGUCGACUGCUGGAGGAGACGAAGCCCAAGGCAAAGAGCAGGGCAAGGAGCAGGGCAAGGAGCAAGGCAAGGAGCAAGGCAAGGAGCAAGGCAAGGAGGAGGGCGCAGCUAAAGCACGCUCGAAAUCGCCACCGGUAGCACCAGCUGGCACAGCGGCGAAUCAAACAGGUCAAACUUCCGCGCCUACACCUUCGCAACGAGAUGCUACAUCGACGCCUACUGCCGGAGAACCGGCCCAGGCUUCCAAGAAACGGCCUGCGGGGGAUCUCUUGGAAAACCCAAAGAUCCCCAAGGCCCCAAAGGCAAUGCAGAAAGCUCAGGAAGCCCAGCAGCCGCAGAAUAUGAUGAUGAAUCCUAUGCAGAUAGUGCCACCUGUCGGCAUGAACGGGAUGAACAUGCCAGGAAUGCCCAUGAUGUACCCAGGCAUGCCGAUGAUGCCAAACUACGGCGGUAUGCCCAUGAAUAUGGGCAUGAUGAACCCCAUGAUGAACCCUAUGAUGGGACCCGGCCUGAACGGCGCUUUUCCAGGCAUGGGCAACAUGGCAGGCCCCGGCGGCUUUAAUGCUAUGGGUCCAGGGAUGUGGCCGGGCGGAGGAGAUAUGGGCAUGAACGGCGCCGGCAACAUGGGCCGGGGCAUGAACAACAACAUGAACCUCGGUGGCGGCGGCUAUGGCGGCGGCCCGCAGCCGCAACAACAGAUGAUGAUGGGCCACAAGAACUUUUCACACCAGCCUGCCGACGAUGACGACGCCUAUUUCCGCAAACCCGUCAACCCGCAUCGUCACCAAAACAGACAGCGGCGUGUCCGGCCAAGCGAUUACAGGGAACUCUGA